AUGUCUUCCGAACCAGAGGACCACGGUGUGAUCGAGUAUGGCUCCGAAGUCUUAAGGCCCUGCGGCCACAGUGAAUCGAACCAAACCGAGGCAAAGAGUGCUCAAUCUGCUUCAUCUCGGGCGGGGCCUUCCUCGAACUAUUCACCACCGAUCAGCCCCGAGGAUGAGGAGGAACAGGAAGACGGACAAGACACUGGACUGGCUGGUGGCUCUGCGGGCCCCUCAACUAAGAAAAAGAAGAAAAAAUCAAAGGGAAAGGCAUCAUCUAAGAAUGCGUUGGAGGUCCCAGCCGAUGAUGGAUCUCUUAUUGAAGAUCACUCUACUUCUGAGUCACACAAAAUGAUAAUCGAACAAAUCCGGGCUCAAAACGGUGACGAGGUUGCCGAUCGCAUCGGUGCUCUCGGCCCAAAAGAAUUGGGGAAGAUGAUGGAUCAAAUCCGACUCCUAGAAUUGAUGGAUGGCAAGAGUGGAGGUUCUCGUAAAAACAACAAAGAUAUGGCCGAUCACAAGUUUUGGGCAACUCAACCUGUCAGGCGUCUUGACGAGCAGGAUUCGAAUUUUGAGGAAGGUGAAAUCGAACCUAGCAAAUCAGAGGAAGAAAUCCGAAAGAACCCUCUGGCCCUCCCUGAUGGAUACGAGUGGUGUACUCUUGACUUAGGCGAUGAGACGCAACUACGAGAGCUGUAUGAGCUGUUGACUGUAAACUACGUCGAAGAUGACGAUGCCAUGUUCAGAUUUGAUUAUACUGCGCCUUUUAUUGAGUGGGCUCUGAGACCUCCCGGCUUUGUGCAAGAUUGGCAUGCCGGAGUUCGAGUGGCUUCUGGAAAGCGGAGAUUAAUAGCUUUUAUUGCUGGGAUUCCUAUGAAUCUACAAGUCCGAUCUGCUCGCAAAGCCUGUUCCGAAAUCAAUUUCCUCUGUAUUCACAAGAAGCUGCGAUCGAAACGUUUAGCACCGGUCCUCAUCAAAGAAAUCACUCGAAGAUGCAACAUGCAAGGCGUAUUCCAAGCUAUUUACACCGCCGGAAUUUUUCUUCCUACACCCAUCUCCCGUUGCCAAUAUUAUCACCGGAAUCUAAACCCGGCCAAACUCAUAGCGACUGGCUUUUCCCCACAACCAAGAGGAGUAUCUGUUGCCCGACUUAAGCGAAUGUAUGACUGCCCCACUCAACCUCAAAUACCCGGCUUUCGCGAAAUUGAAGAAAAAGAUGUCGAUGCUGUCGCCGUCUUGCUCAGGCGAUACAUGAGCCGUUUCGACUUGAUUCCAGUUAUGUCUGAUGAUGAAGUUCGCCAUAACUUUAUCAGUGGCAAGGGCACUGGGCCGGUGGUAAAUGGGAGAAGAAAUCAACAAGUCACAUGGACUUUUGUGGUUGAGAAUCCGACAACUCACUUAAUUACCGAUAUGGUCUCGUUUUAUCAUUUGCCAUCGACGGCUAUGAAAUGUACUCCUCACCAAACCAUCGAUGCGGCGUACCUCUUCUACUACGCUACCACUGCAGCCUCAUCCUGUGCCCAUCUAGGUCAGCCAACUGAGCCCCAAGAAGAACCUAGCCAAAUGGCCCUGGCCGAACUCAGUGAACUGCCUAACUGGUCAGGAGAGACUCCCGAGGCACGUCAAAUGUUGAAGAAGCGCUUGAUCAGUUUGAUAGGGGAUGCUCUGACAAUGGCUCAACAGGCCAACUUUGAUGUGUUUAACGCAUUGACGUUGAUGGACAACUCAUUGUUUGUCAAGGAGCUACAGUUCGGCGCCGGCGAUGGAUACCUGCAUUAUUAUCUCUAUAACUGGAAAGUUCAUCAAAUUCGUGGUGGGGUCCCUGGGGAACCUGGCUCUGAAGAGGCCGCCUCACAGGCAACCACUUUGGGAAAACAAUCGAUUGAGGCACCGGGAGUUGGCAGUGGCAUAGGGGUGGUAAUGUUGUAA
Puccinia triticina is the source of this 1917-nucleotide messenger RNA. RefSeq lists its product as uncharacterized. The coding region runs from base 1 to 1917 and encodes 638 amino acids. The transcript has 10 exons. The record is from RefSeq and is a predicted model, not a curated record. Gene Ontology annotation, molecular function: glycylpeptide N-tetradecanoyltransferase activity. Gene Ontology annotation, biological process: N-terminal peptidyl-glycine N-myristoylation. Gene Ontology annotation, cellular component: cytoplasm. NCBI's taxonomy places the organism in Eukaryota, Fungi, Basidiomycota, Pucciniomycetes, Pucciniales, Pucciniaceae.